This is a messenger RNA of Trichosurus vulpecula (common brushtail), 1414 nucleotides long. Its product is annotated as lysine-rich nucleolar protein 1-like. Lineage: Eukaryota; Metazoa; Chordata; Mammalia; Diprotodontia; Phalangeridae. The record is from RefSeq and is a predicted model, not a curated record.
AUGAGCAAUGAUGGACAAUGCAGACAAAUUGGACUUUGGCAAGGAAACAAGAGAGAAGAAGAAAAAGAAGAAAAAGGCCAAGGCCGUGGAGGAGAAUGCCUUGGAUGUGGAACCCCUUGCUAAAACAAAGCCAUCCCAGAAGAGUGUGCCCGCCCCAGACAUGGUUCCAGAGGUGCCCCUGCUGAAGAAGAAAAAGAAGAAAACCCAAGAAACAGAGAGCCCAGACAGAGCCCCCCACCCCCAUGAGGAUAGCAUGGAGGCAGAGACCAUAGGCAGAACCCACUCUCUGAAGAAGCAUCAUAGCAGGAAGGAGCUGCUUCCAAAUCCACUGGAGGCCCCAUGUCAAGGGAAGAAAAAGAAGACAAAACCAUCCCUCUCUUAUACCCCAGGAGCAGAGACAGGGGUGGGUGUGGAACUGGAAGGGGGCUCUGUCAGAAAACCUAAAAAGAGGAAGAGGAAUAAAAGGUCAGAUCAGGAAAGCUUUAGGGAGCAGGAGGAGGAGGCCCUUCCUGACCCCAUGAAAGAGGAGGAGGAGGAAGAAGAAAAGGAGUGGGAGCCCAUAGAACAGGGACAGGGAGAGGAGAAGCAGGAUCCCAGUAGUCUCAGGGACUCUGGCACCAAGAAGAAGAAGAAGAAGAAAAAGAAGAAAACUUACAGGGAGGAGGAGAAGGAAGAUGAGAAGGAUGAUAGAACUGAUAAAGUACCCCUCGAUGAGGGCCACAUAGAGUACCCCAGUGCCUUCAGCAGCUGUGGAAAGAAAGGCCACAAAAAGAAGCAGCCCAAGGCCAAACUGGCAGAAAGUGUCCCCGUAGAAGACAGCCCCAGGAAUAUCAAAAAGAAAGAAAAAAAAUCUAAGACACAGAUAGAGCCACCCUCUGCUGAGGAACCUGCUGGCAAGAAGAAAAAGACAUCAGUAGGUAGGAAAGUGAGGCAGAACCCUCAAGGCCCAAGCAUGGCGCAUGAAUCAGACUUGGAAGUGGUAUCUGAAAAAAAGGGAAACUUGGAUGAAGUCACCAUAGAUAUGGUUAGAAGAAAGGCCUUGCAGGAAGAGAUUGAUGGAGAAUCUGGGGAAACUGAAGCUCUUGAAAUCAGAGUGGAAGAGCCUACACAGUUUGGCCAGUGGGAUACAGCUACUUUUGAAAAUUCGGACCAAAAGAUGAAAUUUCUCAGACUCAUGGGAGGCUUUAAGAAUUCUUCCCCAUCACUCAGCAGUUCUCCGGGCACUCUCAGGAAACCAAACAUGGCUCUGAACAAGCAGGCCGCUGCUGCAUUACAGCAGAAUCUGCAAGUGGUGUUUGACAGAGCACUGAACUGGAAGCAUCAGCGUGGAGUUGGACUGGGCUAUUCAGCUUCUACAAACAAACUGUUUUAUAUAGACAGAAAUGCAUCCAGAUCUAUAAAGUUUAAUGAUUAA